This is a messenger RNA of Cylicostephanus goldi, 540 nucleotides long. Lineage: Eukaryota; Metazoa; Nematoda; Chromadorea; Rhabditida; Strongylidae. The record is from the annotation of a GenBank genome assembly.
AUGCGUCACUUGAUAGUUGCGUUGAAUGUUAUCACUACCGUCUGGGCCGCCCUUCGUUGCGAUGAUGGACCGGUGUAUGUAAGAGAACUUGAAGCUUUGGUGAAAACAAAAAGUGAAAAAGCCAAACUCAAAAAAUUAGCAGAGGAGAAGCACAUGAUUAGGAAUGAGAAAAUGAAACAAGUUGACGCAAUUCUGAAAAAAUUGCCGAAAGACAUCAAAGACAAGUAUCAAAAGGCAGUCAAAGAGAAAAAAGAAGCGAAAAGACGUUGGUAUGAAAAGGCUAUGAAAGAUGCUACCAAAAAAGGCUACGGAAAACUUUAUGAGAUUUUGACGAAAAAACGAGCGAUUGAUACCGAUAUGAAAAUAUCGGACUCAGAAGCACGAAAACAGGAGGAUGCGUACAAGAAAAAGCUUUCAAAGCAGCAACGAAAAGAUUAUGAUAAUACUGGACCCAAGAAGUGCGCUAUAAAAAAAGACGCCCACCAGCGAUUCAACACUAUUGCUCUCCUGAUUUUUAUGGGUGUUGCACUGAUCAUUUAA